CUCCCCCACAUGGGUGCUGGACGAGAUGGGGCUGGAGGGUGAGGUGCCCCCACUCCUGUCACCCACCACUUUCACUUAGGGACCCAUGAGGUCACUGGUUUCUCAGCAGUCAUCAGCACAUAGGAAACAUGAAAAUGGAACUGCAGAAAAAAGGACAGGGGGCAGAGAUCCCGGCAGAGAUGAAGUCAUGGUAAAUCUGCUCCCACUGUGCUGAAAAGGGACCCGACAGGGAGAGGAAGUCUGCAGAUAGCCCACACCACCACCACAAAAUGACUUUCACCACGGUGCUGCAUGUCGCAGCUCUGCUCCUGCUGCAAGGGGAUUUUCCAGGAGCUGGCAGUGAAACCAUAACUGUACAGGAAGGAGAGGACCUGAACCUCCGUUGUACCUUCACCGGUGACAGCAGAGCCACCAAACAGUGGCUAAACCCCCGUGGGUUUACCAUUUUCCUUGACAAUCACUGGGGCUUAAAAGAUCAGAGGUACAGACUUAUCCAUUAUUCAGAGGAUGAACUGUCUAUCAGACUCUCUAACAUAACGGUGCAUGAUGAAGGCGUAUAUAAAUGCUACUACUACAGCACACCGUUCAGAAGUAAGAUGACAACUGUUGAGGUGUUAGCUGCUCCUUCUAAGCCUGUACUGCAAGUAUCCCGAGACACAGAAGGACGUGUUACACUGUCUUGCUAUACCCAAGGAUGUAAACCACAACCCCAGAUUACCUGGCUGUUGGAUAAUGGAAUACAGCUUCCCGGUGACACCAGGCACAAGUUAGAAGCCGACGGGAAGAAAUGGACCACAACCAGCACGCUGACAGUCCUGGCAUAUGGGCCCAACUCAACAGCCACCUGCCUCGUUCACCACAAAGCACUGGGAGGAGGGAAGCUGACAGAGCCUUUCCAGUUCGAGGAUGUUGCAAGGACAGUGGCAAACACAACUCCUGUGUCAACUACACUAGAGGUGGAUACGUAUGUCUCUGAGUAUGUGCAGCCUACAGUGACCACAGUGGAGUCAGAUCUGAACAGCAAUACAGACUUCUCUCCAAGCUACCCACAACAUAAUGGGUCUGGAGCAACGUCAGUUGCAGCAGGAGAGCUGUCUGGUACCUCUGCUCACCACAUCCCUGAAGGCACUGAAACAGCACUCAAUGGCACAGUCACAGAGGAGCUUUUCAGGACAGAAGCCUCCUUCCCCAGUGAGAACGUAACUCUGAUUUCCAUUGUCACCUUUGAGCAAGAUGUGAAAUCUGAAGGCAUGAGUAAGAAGGAGAAGGAUUUCCUGCUGCCUCUCUUGGUGGCAGUUCUCAUUGUCAUGCUGCUCAUCAUCGUAGUGCUUUUUUCGAAGAAGCUGAUAAAAGCUCAUGGAGUUUGGAAGAGAGAAAAUGAUACUUCAGACCAGACUUUGGAGAGUUAUAAAUCCAAAUCUAACGAAGAAAGCCCAGGCCAUGAGAAGAAUGGACAAGCUGUCAAUCAGAAGCCCAACAUGCAGUAUGUAACAGAAGGAUAUGUGGAAGCAACACAGAAGAAUCCAAGUGAGAAAAACACUACAAUACCUGAGGAACAGUUUGCACGCGGAAAAGAAACAGAUGUAUAGUGAAGGGGUCCUUCUGGCAAGCCCAUAAAAUGUACAGAAACACCACUGUUUUCUGGUAUUUAUGGUUCAGCAUUCACAAAUCAGUAUGAGCAGACAUACAAAGAGCUGCCUGAAAUCCCUAAGACUAUUCGGAUUGUUUUCCACUGAAGAUUGGUAGAUAGGGACAGUGCUCCUACUAUCUACUCAUAUCUAUGAAGACCAACUUAGCUGCAGUCCUCAAAGGAUUUAAUUCGCAGUUGGACUAUGUGAUUUUAAUGAUCUUUUCUAACCUUUAUGAUUUCAUGAUAAUCAACCACUGCCAGAAAUACAGGUCCUCUAUCCACCCUAAUUGCUAUUAAGGUCCUGGCAAAGGAAUAUGCAAUUAGCCCCAAGGACCACGGGAUAUGCAGAUACUCAUGCACCACUUCUGCCACUUCCCCUGCAAACACAGGACUGACCAGGAAACUUUGAGAGAUGGAAACCAAUCGUGACUUCUAACAUCUCAUUCUGACGACCAAACCGGAGCACCCAGCUGUAUUUAACCAAACAUCCCAAUGUCAGAGGUGUUUAAAAACAACAUCGCUGUCCCCCGGGGAAAUCCUGAGUUGACAAAGGAGAAAAGGAACCACACGGUGGGACUCUGCAACUCAGGGGUGCACGCAUUGCCUGUGGUGGGCAAGCUGUGAGAAGCAGCAGGACGUUCUCUCUGCGGAGCAACACAGCACUGUCAGCAGGGAGUUGUUCUUCUGCAGGAACCUCGUGCUGUGGUUCUGUAAGGCACAACCAGGUUCCUGAAAUAAAGGGAAUGUUCUACAGGAGAAAGCUGUCUUCUCAUAAGGGGUGAUUAUUCCUCACCAGACUUUAUUCUGAGAACUGGCCUUGGAUACCGAAUUAAGUGAAUGCUCUUGACGUGACUGCUAGAAAUAUUUCAUUUUUAUGUGGAGAAAUGAAAACAUUACUUCAUUUCAGGAGGCUGUGGAUGCCCCAUCCCUGCAGGCAUUCAAGGCCAGGCUGGAUGUGGCUCUGGGCAGCCUGGGCUGCUGGUUGUUGACCCUGCACAUAGCAGGGGGUUGGAACUGGAUGAGCACUGUGGUCCUUUUCAACCCAGGCCAUUCUGUGCCUCUAUGAAUUUUGACCUGGGUAGGGUAAGCAUUUUGUAUACACAAAUAUACCUGGCAGCUCACAGGGCAGAGCCCGGCCCGGGUUGUGAGGCAGCUCGGCCCAGGAACCAGCCCCAACAUCAAGUGUUUGCUUUGCACGUAUGAAAUAUACUGACAAAACUGCCUUUGCAGAUGCAAUCCGUGCCGCCCGGGGAAGCACAGCCGGCUUCACUCCUGGCGGCCCACAGCGCCCCUCAGCGCCCCUCAGCGCCACGCGGGUCCCGCGCCCGCUGCACGCCCCGCGGCUGCGAUCGAAUCCCGCGCUGCAAAAUCGCGCUUCGAUAACGCCCGCGGUACCGUUUCUCCUCAGCAGGCAGCAGCCAUAGUUCUAAUAAACCAGCCUGAAAUUACCACAGCCUA
This is a messenger RNA of Gallus gallus (chicken), 3088 nucleotides long. RefSeq names its product cytotoxic and regulatory T-cell molecule (gene CRTAM). NCBI's taxonomy places the organism in Eukaryota, Metazoa, Chordata, Aves, Galliformes, Phasianidae. The record is from RefSeq and is marked provisional. The transcript is spliced from 12 exons. The coding region runs from base 270 to 1589 and encodes 439 amino acids. Gene Ontology annotation, biological process: detection of tumor cell; positive regulation of natural killer cell mediated cytotoxicity directed against tumor cell target; cell recognition. Gene Ontology annotation, cellular component: plasma membrane. Gene Ontology annotation, molecular function: signaling receptor binding.